This is a messenger RNA of Aspergillus versicolor CBS 583.65, 892 nucleotides long. RefSeq lists its product as uncharacterized. The transcript has a single exon. The record is from RefSeq and is a predicted model, not a curated record. Bases 305 to 532 code for a protein of 75 amino acids. NCBI's taxonomy places the organism in Eukaryota, Fungi, Ascomycota, Eurotiomycetes, Eurotiales, Aspergillaceae.
UCAUCACCGGAUCUUUCCACACAAACGGGGUUUGUCGGAAAGGAGGACCGGUGAUCAUUUGCUCGUGGCGUCUUUUCCUCGGCACUCCGAAGGUGUCGGAGUUCGUUGGUCUUGGCUAAGCUUAAUUUGAAUUAGUACUAGUUCCACUGAUAGGACUUUUUACUGGUGCCGCACGGAACUCCGAUCAUCGUUGACCAGACAUCUGCGUACGGCUAACAGAGUUAAGCUCAACUUUUAAUUCAAACUUCGCCAAACCACACAAUUAUCAGGCUCUACCAGACCAACCGAAAGCCAAGUUAGGCGAAUGACUGUCUACAUAACCGACCAUUCCACUUCUGUCCUCAAAACCCACAGUUGGCGCACAGCGUCCAAUUCCGCCAGCUACCUCCUAUCUCACAUAACUCCGACAUCCAAAAUCCUGGAAAUCGGGUGUGGGGUGUGGCCCCGGCUCAAUUAUUGUAGAUUUCGCCCGCCGUGCAAACCAUGGUCAUGUCACACGGAUCGAAAACGUGACCUCGCAAGGCGUGACUAACAUCGAUUUUCGGCUGGGUGAUAUUCACUCUCUCGAGUUCCCGGAUAAUACCUUCGAUAUUGUUCAAGUACAUCAGGUGCUGUAACAUAUUGCCGAUCCUGCCAAAGCGCUAUACGAAAUGAGGAGUGUCGUGAUAUGUGGUGGAAUUAUCGCAACAAGGGAAUCCGCGGCUAUGAUUUGGUAUCCAGAAAAUCGCGAGACCGCUGGUUCGAAAUUACUCAACGGAUGGGAAAGGCGAGAGGCGAGAAUCCGUACCCUGGACGGUAUAUUCAUGUCUGGGCGGAAGAGGCUGGAUUUGGUCGGGCGAAUAUUAAGAAGAGCACUGGGUCGUGGUGCUUGAGUAGUCCUGAGGAGAGGAAA